ACUUUUGUUGACGUUUUUUGGGCGAAUUUUCAAAUGAGAUUACUUUUUCUUCAUCCAGAUCUUGGAAUCGGUGGUGCUGAGCGUUUGGUUGUCGAUGCUGCUAUUGCCCUUCAAAAUCGUGGCCACACAGUUAGCUUCCUGACAAAUCACCAUGAUCCCACUCAUUGUUUCGAAGAAACUCGCAAUGGAAGUUUGCGGGUAAGAGUUGUCGGUGAUUGGCUUCCAAGAAGUAUUUUUGGAAAGUUUUACGCUUUCUGUGCUUACUUUCGAAUGGUUUAUGCUGCAUUCUAUGUCGUGUUGUUCCAAUCCAAAGAAGAACCGGUUGAUGUCAUUUUCUGUGAUCUCAUUUCUCUAGGAAUUCCAAUCCUAAAGUUAACUCAUCGCUCGCCAAAAAUAUUGUUUUAUUGUCACUUCCCUGAUCAGUUGUUAACCAAGCCUGGGGGCAUUUUAAAGACGAUAUACCGAAUGCCAUUAAACUACUUAGAAGAGAAAACUACAGGAGCCGCUGAUGGAGUUCUUGUAAACAGCAAAUUCACCAGUCGCGUCUUUAGUGAAACUUUCAAAAGUCUCAACGUUACACCAGACGUCUUAUACCCAUCAUUGGUUACAAAAUCAUUCGAUAACACUGAAGUACUUUCAAAUGAUAUUCAUGAUAAUGCAAUUGUUUUGUUAUCAAUUAAUCGUUACGAACGAAAAAAGAAUCUCCCCUUGGCUUUGAAAUCUUUCAAGUUAUUAGAGCGGAUUGUGACUAAACAUGAAUGGGAUCGACUUCAUCUUGUUAUUGCGGGUGGGUAUGAUUCAUUAAAUACUGAAAAUCGUGAGCAUUACGAAGAGUUAUUGGUCAUCAUGGAAAAUCUUGGUUUGAAGGAUAAAGUAACGUUUGAACGUUCGCCAUCUGAUGAAGUCAAAGUGAAGCUUUUACAUCAAUGUAAACUCUUAUAUUACACUCCAACAAAUGAACACUUUGGAAUUGUCCCUCUAGAAGCAAUGUAUAUGAAACGUCCUGUCAUUGCUGUAAGUAGUGGUGGCCCAACGGAGACUAUCGUUGACGAACAAACUGGCUUCCUUUGUGAAGCUGAACCGGAAGAUUUUGCUAAUGCCGCUGCAAGAAUCAUUAAAAACCCGAAGCUUGGAGAAAAAAUGGGUGAAAUGGGUCGAAAGAGAGUCGAACAACGCUUUUCAUUUGAAGCAUUCACAGAAAAAUUAGAUCAAAUUGUUCAAAGCUUGGUUGAUAAAAAAUCAAAAUAA
Messenger RNA from Clunio marinus, 1248 nucleotides. NCBI's taxonomy places the organism in Eukaryota, Metazoa, Arthropoda, Insecta, Diptera, Chironomidae. The record is from the annotation of a GenBank genome assembly.